CUUUGGGGUAUCCACCCAGUGUUAUAAACAGCUGAGUAGCAUAUUAUAUAGGUACUUUAUAGGUUAGAAAAUGGUAUGUUUGUUUUGGUAAGAUUUGGUAGUUGAAAUGUCUUCGACACGGAUGUCAUAGUGGGUCAGUCAAGGACUGAGACCUGUAGUGAUAUUUUCAACUUUACAUAUACGCUUUUAGCUAUAUUGAGUGGACAAAACUUACCGGAGCGGUAGGUCAGUCUGUGCGGUCACUCCGUUGCAUUUUGCGCAUCCAUGUCGUGUUCCUGCGUUGUGCUAGGACACAGGCACUUUGUUUUCGUUGUGGUAUAUACAUUUCACAAUUGAAAUACCUUUUAAAACAUAGAAAUACCACGUAUUAACAGUAUGAUUUUGAUAAAACCGAGCAGUUGUUUAUUUCAGCGGUAGACACUGACGGCUGUCAAUGUCAUUUGGUUUUUUUUUGUCCAUGGUUCCGUAACAGACGGUCGGUCACACUUGUUGUACGACAAUAAACAUAUACUUGUGGUUCUUUUAUCUUUUUAUAAUUUCCAAUUAUUAAUAAAGUCCGUAUUAUUUGCUUCCCAAAAUGAGUAACUCUUUUUAUUGUUGAUGUUUCGAAUUAUUCCGAGGGUCAAACCGGUCAGUCGCCGUAUCCAUUGAAUGGGUAGGUUUUCAUUCAUCAGUUUGUCUAUGGUUUCUCGGAUUGGAAUUUUGAUAAAUCAUUGUUCGAUCGAUCUUCAAGAUGUGAAGGAUAUUAGAAAAUCUUUCGGCAAUCAAUCUUAGGGGUAUGUAACCUACUUGAAGGUUUUAUUUCCUAAAACUGUGGUAAAUUCAAGUUAGUAAUCGUUAAUGUAAUUUUGUUACAGCUCGUCCCAAAAUGUGCAUAAUUUAGCGUCUUAGAGCCUACCUAAAAUGGCGGCUGCUAAUCUUUUCCCUUCAAUUUAACAUAACUUGCAAAACCUAAUGUAACGUCAACCACCUCUUCGUCUUGCCACGCGGUCUGCAGGCGCCGUCGUUGGUAUAGGAAAUAAUGGACACGGCAUAAACCCCGGUAAGUCAUUUAAUCGCUUCAUUGCCGUAAUUUAAAUCGCGCUGUGCCUCAGUUUAAAAUAUAAUUUUUCUAUAAAACUAAACGUGUUAAAACAUAAUUUUUUUUAACCUAGAACAUUUUCUUUGUUCUUAGGGUUUUUCCUGGACCCUGGUUUUUUCCUGGACCCUGGUUUUUUAAGGCUGUGCCAUCCGGUGGCAGCGUUCUUCUUGGCAGUGUCCGUGAAGUUAAGACUUUUAUGAAUAUACCUUUAGUUAAAUAUGGACUCUUUACGCUGAACAGGUAACCUGUAAUCCCUGUGAGCAAUUGCUUACUGCUAAACAUCCCCGGAGGUUGGGGCAUAACUUUUACUUUAGACAGUGUUAUGUUAGGAAGACAAAUUUUGAUAUUGUUGUCCGUAGACACAGAGAUGUCUAUGAUGUAUUUAGUGUAAAUUUCAAGAAAUAGUGGUGUCACUAAGAAGUAUUUAGUAUUACUUAUUUACUAAUAAAUAACUCGUGUUGACCGUAGCGGGUCAUAUAUAUUUAAGGAAUAAAGGUGUGUAUUAAAUAAAUUUGGGAUUUUCAUUUGGAUAUGUCAUGCGCUUGAUGAGGAUAGUAUCCUGGCGUCCUACCUUAAAUUUUUGGAUACCUAUUCUCACUCCAUAGUGGCCUGAACCGCGACCCUAUCUAUGAUUGUAGUUAGCCGAAGGUAUUUGUGAACUUUUCAGUAGUGAAGUUUGGUGAGUUCUGGAUCACUCCAUAGAAACACGUUUCCUUCUAUGGAAACGGUCUUUAACAAUAAUAGAAUCGGAUCUUCUCCAUAUCCAGAGCUCACCCACACCUAUUACAGUGGCAUGCCCAACGUGUGGCCUAUGGAGUAUGACAUGUCCAAGUGAAACAUUUUUGCAUUAUUUUAGUAUUAAGGUUAUUUUAUGUAAAAGGGAUUGCAAGUUAUUGUUUUAAAUUGUUGCUUGAGUUGGAGGUUAAACUUAUAAAUUUAACCAACUUAUAAAUAAAACUAUACUACGCUAAAUAAUUAGCCUUACAUAAGAGAAAUUUUCUCACUAUUUUAAAAUACUUUAAAAGGGUUAAAAUCUAAUAAAGUUUUAACUUACUUUAAAAUAUUACAAUUCAAAACCUGACACUGACUUACUUCUGAUAUUAAAUAUCAAUCUUAAAAAAUGGAUUUCCUAAAUGCGGGAUGUAAAAUCAUACAUUUACAUAAAGAUGAAAUGGCACAUGAACUGGCGAUUCGCAGACUUCCGGUUAAUCCUGUAUCGCGUCGGUCCAGCUUAUGUCAUGCGUUAAAACAGACUGCAGAUUUAGCCAAAAAGGGUAGUUUGAAGUGCCAGGACUUGUUAAUAAGUAACGAAGUUGCCGAAUUGGAGCUCUGCCAACGUAAGGUAGAGGAGAUAGAUUUAGAAGCGAAGGGAGACUUAACGGCGUCGGCGAUUGAUAGACUAUCCUCGCGAUGCAAAUAUCUUUUGUGUCGUGUUUCACGGUUACCUCAGGAGACCGAAGCGGUACUUCUGUUGAAAACAUUAAUUACUUCUUUAUUAGAUCGGUUGAAUGAGCAAGGCUCUUCUGCGUCGUCUGGGUCAGAUGAUGAUUUUCAAUCUCCUAACGAAUCUCGUAUUGUUAGGGAAAUUAUUUAUAAAACGGACAAGACUUUCAACAUAAAUUCCUUGAAUUUGAAAUUCAAAGGUGACACCUGCGUUCGUACGUUUCUGUCUCGCCUCGAGGAGUUGCGAGAUGCCAGAGGAAUCUCAGAGAGUCGUAUAUAUAAGGGAUUUCCUGAAGUUCUUGAGGGUCCGGCGUUGUCGUGGUUCCGGUCGCAACGUACAAAACUUACUACAUAUAAGGAGGUCACCGCGGCUCUACAAGAGGAGUUUGACAUACCUGAUUUGGAUCACCAAUUGUUGCAGGAAAUACGGGCUAGGACUCAAGCCAAGUCCGAAACAAUUGUCUUUUUCGUAUCAACCGUGUUAGGGAUGUAUGAGCGUCUGACGAAGGAGGUUCCUGAGCAAGAGAAGCUGGAUACUAUGAUGCGGAAUAUUCGCCCAGAGUAUUCCAAGGAUUUAGCCUUACACGACAUAGAAUCGAUAGAUCAAGGCGAAGCAGUUUCGCGAACCGAGUCUCUCAAACAAGACUAA
Messenger RNA from Cydia pomonella (codling moth), 3173 nucleotides. RefSeq lists its product as uncharacterized. The coding region runs from base 2202 to 3173 and encodes 323 amino acids. The transcript is spliced from 3 exons. NCBI's taxonomy places the organism in Eukaryota, Metazoa, Arthropoda, Insecta, Lepidoptera, Tortricidae. The record is from RefSeq and is a predicted model, not a curated record.